CGCUGCCAUUCUACUCACGCCAGUACCCCUUCGACCAGCGAUGCUGUGCUGUCUCCGGAAAUAGAGUACGUCCGACGUUUAAACCGCGUGGAAGUGAAAUAUUUGAUUUUAGUGUAGCUUGUGAUUCGCGUCCAUAGAUCGACCGAUCGGGUGCGCGAGUGUGAGUCCAAAUGACUGGUAGCCCAGUGUAGUGGGCUGGAACCUUAUAAAAUGUGGACCAAAAGAUUAAAGUUAUGGAGGUUUAUGUUGUGCAUGUUGUUUGCCGUGUCGGCGCUCGCGCUCGCGGCGAGAGCUGAUGACGACAUUCCUUCAGAAUCACAGUGCCGUCCAUAUAUCGAAAAAGCACUAAAAGAGCUCGAAUCGGGAGACUCUGAAACAGACUCUAAAGAAAAAAACGAAUCAAGUGAAGUUAAUGUAGACGACGAAACGAAAGAAGAUACUUCAGUAGAAGAUAUUGGGAUAGCAGCAAAUUCUGAUGGUAACGAAGAAGGAGACAGUAAAGAAGAUGAAAACAGUAAAGAAGAAGCAGAUAGUAAAGAGAAAGAAGAAGAUUUACCAUCAGUUGAGGUUGCUGACGAACCAUACUUGUCACAAGUCUCAUACGAAGAUGAAAGUGCAGCCCCCAUUGAUGCUGAUUCUAAGGAAGAUGCCACCGUAGAGGCAAGUAACAACAGUGAAGAAAAAGAAACUGCUGAGAUUGAAGAAGGUGACAAAGGAGACAGCGUAGAACAAGCAUCUGCUGAAGAUCAAGAAACCGAAAAAGAAAGUGGAGAAGUAGCAGACGAAAUUAGUAAAGAAGAUUCUGGUGAUAGCAAAGAAGAUAGUAAGGAACAAGAAGAAGAAAACAAAGAAGGUGAAGAAAAUAAAGAUGUUCCGACCGAAAAAGCCGAUACCGAAAGCAAAGAAGUGGUUGAAAAAGAAUCUGAAGAAAGAACAGACAGUGAAGUUCCUGCAACUGAUGAUAUGUCGCAAGAAUCAGAUAAUUUGUUAGAAAAAACUGAUGUCAAAGACGCUGUAGAUGAAAGUGAAGAAGACAAAAAAUCUGAAGAAGAUGAUGGUGGAUCUCAAGAAAAGGCUGAAUCUAAAGAAGUUGAUGAAAGUGUAGGUGACUCCCAAGAAGAAAAAGAAGAAGAAUCCAAGGAACAGAUGGAAGAAGAUGGUAAGUCCGAAGAAGCUAAAUCAGAAGAAGCUAAGUCAGAUGAAGAACAAGAUGAAUCAACCGAAAAAGAUGAAUCUGCAGAAAAUGAAAUAGGGGAAGAUAGAGCCGAAGAAAGUCAAGCUGAAGAAUCUGCUGAAGAUGAGCUAGCAGGUGAGGCGGAAAGCGAAGAAGACUCAGCAAAGUCUGAAGAGACUGGUUCAGAUGAGGCCAAAGGAGAGGGAGCGCCUGAAGAGGAUUUAUUACUGAUUGGAGAAAUCCCUGAAAACUUAAGAUCUCGUGACCAUAUUAUCAAAAUUCUGAGGUUGGAUGAAGAAGCUAGUGAGUCAGAGUUGAUAAUAGAAAAAUCAGCAGAUAUUGUUCUCAGAGAUUUGAAGAGACUUUAUGAAAAUUCCAUUAAGCCACUUGAAGCUCUUUAUAAAUACAGAGAUUUAAGCAACAGACACUUUGGUGAUCCUGAAAUAUUCUCUAAGCCACUAGUACUUUUUAUGGGUCCGUGGAGUGGUGGUAAAUCAUCGAUAUUAAACUACCUAACUGGGAUCGAAUUUACCGAAUGGUCCCUUAGAACAGGUGCUGAACCAUCUCCAGCAUAUUUUAAUAUACUAAUGCACGGAAAAGAUCCAGAAGUCUUAGAUGGAACUCAACUUGCAGCUGAUUGGACGUUCUCAGGGCUACAGAAAUUUGGCCAAGGCUUAGAAGAAAGAUUACGGGGUCUUAGGUACCCCAGUAAAUUAUUAGAAAAGGUGAACAUUGUAGAAAUUCCUGGAAUACUGGAAGUGAGAAAACAAGUUUCACGCGUUUUUCCAUUCAAUGAUGCCUGUCAAUGGUUUAUUGAUCGCGCAGAUAUUAUUUUCCUAGUUUACGACCCUUCAAAACUAGAUGUCGGUCCCGAAACAGAGGCUAUUCUUGACCAGCUUAAAGGCAGGGAAUCUCAGACUCGCAUCGUAUUGAACAAAGCAGACACCGUUAAGCCAGAGGAGCUAAUGCGCGUUCAAAGUGCUCUAAUAUGGAAUAUAUCACCACUUAUGAGCUCACCACAGCCACCCGUGAUGUACACCGUAUCACUUUGGUCGUUGCCUUUCGAGCCGGGCGCGCCGAGUCGCCUGCUCCUGGCUCAAGAGCGCGAGCUGCUGCGCGAUCUGCGCCAGGCGAUAGACAAGAGAAUCGAGAAUAAGAUCGCAAGCGCUAGACGAUUUGCAGUGCGAGUUAGGAACCACGCAAAAAUGGUUGACUGUUAUUUAACAACUUACUACAACCACAAGACAAUCUUUGGUAACAAGAAGCUUAUCGCGGACGCAAUUAUUGAGAACCCUCAGAACUAUCACAUCUAUGAGGGUUUAAGUACACUUACGAAUAUAUCCAGGUACGAUCUUCCCGAUCCCGAAACUUAUCGGGACUUCUUCCGGUUGAACCCACUGUACGAGUUCCAACAGCUGUCGGCGACGUGCACUUACUUCCGCGGUUGUCCCAUCACGCGACUCGACGUCGCCAUCGCUUAUGACUUGCCCGAGCUGGUCGGCAAGUACAAGAAGAUGGUAGAAACUGCCACCCCACAAGGAAUGCCCAAGAGUUGAGACGCAGGCCCUUUGCAAAAUAUAACAUAAGACCCGCUUUUUAUUUUAGCGAAUUGGAUUAGACGGUUAUUUUGGGCACAUUAUGCAUUUCUUUUUCUAAUUGGGCGUUGUAACAUAAUAAAAAAUAAGCAUUUUCUAUUGUUUCGUUAAAUCGUAUAUUUAUUUGCACAAAUACUCGCUUGUUCCUGUUUUGACGUGAGUCAUGAAUGAUGUCCUGUCGAAUGAUAUCUAAUAUAAGAUUUUCUUUUUGCGUUUUUAGUGAAGGUAGAAAAAGCAAGACAUUUUCAAUUUCCCCAUUAACCAUUUUUAUACACAUGUCAAAAAAGUAAUCUAGUCAUUAUUAUUUUAAAGUUUGUUAGUGAAAAGUUGUUACUAUAAUUUUAUUUAUUGAUUGAAUGCGUUCCUGGUGCAUAGGGACAAAUACUUAUAAAACAGUCUCCACCUUAAUUUCUAUCUUUAUUAGAAUGAGACAUAUUGUGAAAAUCUGUAAUAAAAACUAAAAUAUA
Messenger RNA from Melitaea cinxia (Glanville fritillary), 3236 nucleotides. Its product is annotated as sarcalumenin. NCBI's taxonomy places the organism in Eukaryota, Metazoa, Arthropoda, Insecta, Lepidoptera, Nymphalidae. Bases 211 to 2730 code for a protein of 839 amino acids. Gene Ontology annotation, molecular function: GTP binding. The record is from RefSeq and is a predicted model, not a curated record. The transcript has 11 exons.